GUUUGAAAAAUGGCGCCAGAUGUGUAUGCAGAAAUAAAUAAUCCUAGCAAAAUGUAUCCAAUAGCUAUAAAUUUGAUGAUGUCCAUUGUAGCCUACUUAGUCACAGUUCGGAUAAUACCAAACAUAAAGGAAAAAUUCAUCAAAGCCAAUUUGUUUGGUAUCGAUAUGAGCAAAACUACCAGUGACAAAGUGCCUGAAUCACUUGGAGUCGUCACAGGAUGUGUCUUCUUGAUGACUAUGUUCUUAUUCAUACCCAUACCCUUCGGGCAUAGCCUUUUCAAUGGCAGCUUUCCACAUGAUGAGUUUGUGGAAAUGAUAGCAGCCUUGUUAUCAAUUUGUUGCAUGUUGUUGCUCGGAUUCGCCGAUGACGUGCUAGAUUUACGUUGGAGGCAUAAGCUGUUAUUACCUACCGUUGCCUCUUUACCAUUGCUGAUGGUAUAUUAUGUCAAUUUCAAUUCCACCACAAUUGUAGUUCCCAAACCAUUCAGAGAACUUCUAGGGCUCAGCAUAGACAUUGGAUUCCUGUACUAUGUGUACAUGGGAAUGUUGGCAGUUUUCUGCACUAAUGCCAUCAAUAUUCUGGCAGGGGUUAAUGGUUUGGAAGCUGGACAAAGUGUUGUGAUAGCCUUGUCCAUAAUCAUUUUCAAUGUAGUGGAACUCUCUGGGAAGCUCUGGAAAGCACACCAGUUCAGUCUGUAUUUUAUGCUGCCUUAUACUGCUACUACAUUGGCUUUGUUAAAACACAAUUGGUACCCUUCCAAAGUAUUCGUUGGCGAUACCUUCUGCUACUUUUCCGGCAUGACCUUUGCCGUGGUAGGCAUUCUCGGACAUUUCAGCAAAACCACUCUACUCUUUUUCAUACCGCAAGUGUUGAAUUUUCUGUACUCCUCCCCGCAAUUGUUCAAACUGGUACCCUGCCCCAGACAUCGACUGCCCAAAUUCAAUUCGAAGACUGAUAGAAUGGAGAUCAGUACCACUGUGUUCAGGUAUUCGGAGUUAGGUGUCCUAGGUAAAAUUUCCAUCAGCCUGUUCAAAUUGUUCAGGUUGGUGAGAUGGCAAGAAAAGGGUGGGUACGUUUACACUAAUAAUUUAACGUUGAUUAAUUUGGUUUUGUACUAUUUGGGGCCAAUGCACGAAGCCAAAUUGACCAGCGUUCUGAUUGGCAUUCAGAUAUUCUUCACUUGUUUGGCGUUCGUCAUCAGGUAUCCUUUGGCGUCAAUUUUUUAUGAAGUAUAAUAGAGGUCCUUGAGUACAGCAUAGGGUAAAAUGGAUUUAAGAAUAUGUUGUUGCCAUAUUUUUGACUUUCUAAAUCCAAUAGAAUUUUAAACAGGCAUUAUUAGCAGCAAUAAUAUUGUUGAUUGUCUAAGAAAUACACCACUUCUCAGGAGAGGACCGUGUUGGCUUCAGUAUUUUGACAGACCAGCAGAUUGAGGACUGUAAAUACGAAUAUUUCUGACGCAUGUUUGACGUCGGAAACUGUAUUUUAUUGAGACAAUGCGGUGACGUAAAUGUGUUUACGUAUUAAUUAACGAUAAUAACAACGGGUGCCAGGUGGAUGCUGAAAUAUGAAACAGUUUGGUGGCAUGAUGCACAUGCGCAAAUAUAGUUAUCAUCACAUACUAAUCUAGACC
Phaedon cochleariae (mustard beetle) is the source of this 1631-nucleotide messenger RNA. NCBI's taxonomy places the organism in Eukaryota, Metazoa, Arthropoda, Insecta, Coleoptera, Chrysomelidae. The record is from the annotation of a GenBank genome assembly.